UAACCAUGAAUCUUAAAAAGAGAGAGAAAAAAUAAAUCUAACCGUCUUCGUCAAAUUGUCUCUCUCUCUCUCUAUCUACCUACCGACCCACCCAACCUUCCUUUUCUCUCUCCUCCCCAACCACCUCUCUCUCUCAACGUAUGUACAUACAUAUCCUGCACAAGUAUCUGUAAUGUAUAUUGGGGGUUAGGGUUUUACCGAGAGUUCCAUGGAAGCUUCGGCCACGCACUCAACAACCUCAGGAGGACGAUCCAAUUUCCGAUACUGGUACUGUAAUUGCUUCAGACGCUGUUGUCACUGUUUCUGUUGCUGUUGCUAUUGCUGUUCUGAACCUUGAAUUUCAAUUCAGCUAGGGUUAGGGUUUGGGUUUUGAUUGAUUGGUAGUUAUGGAUUUGACACACUCGCAAUCGAAUCUGUCUCUAGGGUUUCACUCUCACACUUUUACGCCUACUUCUCGCCGUUCUCAAAUCGUCGACGACUUGAUCUCCUUCCAGAUCGACUCGGGUUUCUGCGGCCCCUCUCAUCAUGUGCCGUCGAUUCCGCUGCAGUUGAUGGAUCAGCAUCAAAAGCAUGAGAACGAGAUUGAGGAGGGAGAGAGUGGGGAUGAUGAGGAGUUUCGAAUUCUGGGGCAUUCGAUGUUUCUGAAGAGGAGGAGGGAUGGAGAAUCGGUGGCAUCGUGUUCUUCGUCUUCGAAACGGGUUUCGAUCGAGCGGUUCGAGCCUCAAGGUCUCGAAUCGCGACGGAGUGCAGUGCGGGCUUGGGAUAAUCAGCCGCUCUGCGUUGCAGACCCGGAUGUUUUUUGGAUUAUAGAGAAGGAAAAGC
Messenger RNA from Camellia sinensis, 822 nucleotides. NCBI's taxonomy places the organism in Eukaryota, Viridiplantae, Streptophyta, Magnoliopsida, Ericales, Theaceae. The record is from RefSeq and is a predicted model, not a curated record.